AUGGCUGACUUUCUCGUCAACAGAACCUACGUGGACAACCAGCGAAUCCUGUACGUGGAUCCCGGAAGUGGCGGGUUCUGGAAGUAUGGCGGCUUCAGUGGCGGCAACAUUUGGGGGUCAUCUAAGAUGGCUCCUUUUGACCAGAAUUUCUACCUCAUUUUGAACGUAGCCGUUGGAGGUACAUCCGGGUUCUUCCCUGACGACGUCAACUAUGGCGUGAAAAAGCCAUGGAAAAACAACUCCCCUCGAGCCGCUGAAGACUUCUGGAACGCCCAUAGCCAAUGGCUGCCGACAUGGCAAGGCGAUAACGUGGCUCUGUUGAUUGACUACGUAGAGUUCCGAAGUUUGUAA
Molecule: messenger RNA, 351 nt
Organism: Candidula unifasciata
Lineage: Eukaryota; Metazoa; Mollusca; Gastropoda; Stylommatophora; Geomitridae
Source: the annotation of a GenBank genome assembly